This is a messenger RNA of Rubroshorea leprosula, 4024 nucleotides long. Lineage: Eukaryota; Viridiplantae; Streptophyta; Magnoliopsida; Malvales; Dipterocarpaceae. The record is from the annotation of a GenBank genome assembly.
AAUUUCCAAAGAAACUGAGGGGAAAGAAAAAUCUCAACAAUGUAUUAUCCAAAAGUUUGAAACUUUAUCCUUUUCUCCAUCUGGGUCUUUCUCUCAAGAACUGUGUGGAUUGUGCUCUCUCAAUGGACUCAAAAACUCGUCUUGAUUAUGUUCUGUUCCAACUCACACCCACCAGAACCAGGUGUGAUCUGGUGAUUUUUGCGGGCAAGGAGAGUGAGAAAUUGGCAUCAGGCCUAUUAGAACCAUUCAUUUCACAUCUUAAAACUGCGAAAGAUCAGAUUUCCAAAGGAGGGUACUCCAUAACUCUUCGUCCAUUGCGAUCAGAUUCAUCCUGGUUCACCAAAGCUGCACUACAGAGAUUUGUGAGAUUUGUUAGCACACCAGAAGUUCUUGAGAGAUUUGUGACUGUAGAGAAAGAGAUUGAGCAGAUUGAGAGUUCAAUUCAGUCAAAUGAAGCUGCCGUGGCAACAGAAGCAGAUGGAAAUGAGACUGCUGGAAAUUUCCUAAAUUCAAGUUUAUCAUCGAAGUCAAAAGGUGAAUCUAAUGGAACCAAUGAUGCCCUACCUGAAGAAAAUUCCAAGGUUCGUCUCCAACGUGUCCUGGAAACUAGAAAGGCAGUACUCUGCAAAGAGCAAGCAAUGGCUUAUGCUCGAGCCUUGGUUGCUGGAUAUGAACCAGAUUGUAUAGAUGAUCUCAUAUCUUUUGCAGAUGCUUUUGGUGCUUCACGUUUAAGGGAAGCUUGCAUAAAUUUCAUUGAAUUAUGCAAGAAAAAGAAUGCAGAUAGGCUUUGGAUGGAUGAAAUAGCAGCAAUGCAAGCAAAUGCUAGGCCAGACUUGCCUUACCUUGCCACUUCUGGAAUCAUACUUGCUGGUGAAGAGAAUGACCCUAGUCGUAAUAUCAUGAUGAAUUUCUCUAGUGGAAAGCAGAAUGGCUCAGCCGAUACCCCGGUGUCUGAAUCUGGAAGUGGAGAUAACAACCAAGAUGGGAAAACUCAAGUACCAGUUGCAUGGCCCAACCAUCUUCCACAGUACAUGCAGAAUUUUCAAGGUCCCCUAUUUCAACAAGUGUCUCCUUAUCAAGGCUACCUUUUUCCUGGUAUGCCUGCUGCUGCAUCAUAUUAUCCAGGGAAUAUGCCUUGGCCUUCAAAUGUAGAAGAUUCUAACCUUGGUCAUGCUUGGGAACAGAAUGAUCAUAGACAUCAUAAAUCAUCCUCUAGGAGCAGGAGGAGUUCUUCUUAUGGCAAGGGAGAGGAAAAUUCAAAACAAGAUGAAUCCUCUGAGGCUAGUGAAUCCAGCUAUGAGACUGAACCAGAAGCGAAGGUGCACAAAAAAAAACAUGGAAAGAAGUCCUCAAGAAAGGUUGUCAUCCGUAAUAUUAAUUACAUUACUUCAAAAAGAAAUGGAGAAAGGGACAGCGAAUCUGAAGAGAUGUCUGAUGAGGCUGAUUUCAUCGAUGGAGAUUCCCUCAAACAGCAGGUAGAGGAGGCUGUUGGGUCACUGGGUAGACAACAUAAAUCUACAUCACGCCAUCAUAAGAAACGAGACAUCAGCAAGCAUCAAGCUGUCAGUUCAUAUGAUGCAGAUGAACUGGAAGCUAAGAAUGUUGCAACUUCUGAAGGAGAAAAAAGAAAUGACAACUGGAAUGCUUUCCAGAACCUUUUGAUGAAGGACAGGGAUUUGGAUGCUUUAGAAUUAGAUUCACAACCUUCACAGCUGCAGAAGGAAUAUUUUACACCUGAGGGGGGAAAGUCAUUGGCAUUUAAUCUGGAGUCUGAGGGUGUAAGAAAGCAACGAGUUAUCUCAAGUGAUUCCUUUGUUGCAACAAGAAUGGAUAUAGGAAAUAUAGGUGAAACUCGUGUUGCAAACUUUGGAACUGAUGAAACUGUCCGCCCAUUUGUUAAGAAAAGUAAUAGUGCAUAUGAGGAGUUGUUAACUUUGGGAGGAAAUAAUGAUUCUGUUAACAGUUCCCGAGCUAACAUGUCUGAUUAUGCUAUUGAGUCUACCAGAAUCAGAAGUCAAAAAGGAGAUUGGUUUGUUCACAAUCAACAAAAUAAAUCAGCUCAAGAUGAGACUAUUGGCCUCAAAACAUUUGAUGGUGAUUAUGCUUCAUUUGCUGGUGACAGUUUCAGUGUUGAGAAAAUCAAGAAGGAUGUUCUGGUUGAUGACUCUUUUAUGAUUCAAGGUCCAUCAGUAGCAGAAAAUCAAUCUGAUUCACAAACAAGAAUAGAUAUAAGUAUGGUUCCAGAAAUUGUUGGAGCUGCUCAUUAUGAAAAUGGCACUCCAGAUUUUGCUCCUGAAGCUUCAUAUGAGCCCGAUGACCUUUACAUGGUGCUUGGACGUGAUUCAACUGCUGAGCAUGCUCAAGCAUCUUGGACUCCAGAAAUUGAUUAUGAGAAUAACAUGUUAUCAGCUGAAGCAAAUGGAAAGCACUCUGUUGACAUAACUGGUUCUGCUGGUGAAAAUCCACCAUCAAAUGGAAAGGGAACUAAUAGCAAACCUCGUGGGAUUCCAGGGGGGAAGCUUUCAAACAAAGAUGCACAAUCUAAAGCUUUGAAUGGAUCUCUUGCUAGGAGCAAAUCAGACAUGUUGUCAAGGAGCAAAAGACCAACCCCUGGAAGCAGAGCCACAGUUCAGAGAAGUAAAGUUGACAAGGAAGAAGAGAACCGAAAGAAAAUGGAGGAGUUACGCAUCCAGCGCCAGAAGAGGAUUGCUGAAAGGAGUGCUGCUAGUGGUUUAAAAUCAGCACCUCCCAAGAGGAGCCCAGUUGUGAAUAAAACUGCUGUCACUUCCACAAAAAUUGAGAAGCCUAAAACUCAAACCCAGACCCAGGGGACUAAUAGAGAACAAAAGCCAGUCCUCAGAAGUUCCACUAUUGAACGCCUUGCAACUGCCCGGAACACUUCAAAAGUAUCAUCAUUUGAAUCAAAAUCAAGCCAGCCAAAAAAGACUACCGCAAAGGCAAAUGGCAGUACAACAACCACGUCUCAGAAGACUUCUUGUGCUGCAGACAAAAAAUUAAGUCCAGACAAAGUCGAACCUGAAGACACUAAAAAUGGCUUGAUUAAAGCAAACAAGGUAGUUCCUCAUGACUCUGAUGCUCAAAGAAAGGAGGAUUACAGAGAAGCUACAGCAACAUCACCAAUGGGAUUGGUAGCAUCACAUGCUGCUCAACCUGCUGAUGCCGUUGAUGAUUUCAAAGACAUUAAGGAGUUGCAUAGGAUAUCUUCAAUUGAGAAAACUGAAAGAAACACAACUUCUAAAAAGAAUGAGUCAGAUGACAGGAGCUCCACUGGUAAAGUACCCAGCAUGCACCUAGUCACUGAAGAUCAGUCGUUGCAAGCAGACCAUGUCAAGGGUAAUGAGGAAUCAACUAAGGCAUCUUCUGUCAAUUGUGAAGACAAAACAGUGCCUAAAUGUUUUGAUGAACGUGUUCCAGAGAUGGUGCAACCCUUGCCAGUAUCACCUAAAAAACCGGUGAAGUUUUCGACUGUGAAUAUUGAAGAGAAUGGUAGCACAAACAUAAAUGACAAGUACCUCUUGCCCAAGGUUUCCGAGAUAGAAAUCUCAACCCCACCCCCAAAUGUUGAGAUAAAUAUAGAACCAGUCUCAUCCAGGAAGAAAUGGAAUAACAAUGAGGGCAGUCCCAAAGCUGCUAAAGGGUUUAGAAAGCUUCUUUUGUUUGGGCGGAGAAGUCAGACCAUUUAUACAGCUUGAUUCCAUGGAUCUGGUUAAUUCUUUGCAAGCAGCUUAGGGUGUGCCUGCCAUUUCGUAUUGCCUCUACUUAAGCUUAUGGGUUGUUCAAGAGCUGCACAUGGAACGUACCAAUAAGGCACUUGGUAUUGCUGCCAUUCAAGGAUUCUUUUGUGUAAGUUAUCAGUACAUUUUACAUUUUACAUUCUAGCGUGAUGGUUCAAACACAAAUUCUUUUCAGUGUGGUGUGACUUUUGACUGCAUAUAUGUACACGUUUGAAUCUUUCUUGAAUCAUAUACUAGUCUUUGUUAUAGAAUAUAGCAUGCACCCUGAA